This is a messenger RNA of Paramecium sonneborni, 440 nucleotides long. Lineage: Eukaryota; Ciliophora; Oligohymenophorea; Peniculida; Parameciidae. The record is from the annotation of a GenBank genome assembly.
UCAUUAAAUAAAUAAACAAAUUAUAUAUAUAUUCAUUAGAAAUGUAAAAUAAACCACUAGAUUGGAUUUGUAUCGGAUGCAAAAACCUCAAUUAUUCCUUCAGAAAGUAUUGCAAUCGUUGCCAUACAUUUACAAGAGAUGUACCAGGCACCAAAUUUAUUCCUCUUGAAUAACCCAGCAUUAUAGAUUCACUUAAACUUAAAGAACCUGAUCUUACAGGUAGUGGACAUAGUACUACUGACAGUAUAGAAAGUAAUUUAUCAAAUCAAAAUGCAUUUCAUCAAGCACUUUUCUUAGAAAAUUUUUCAUACACAAAAUAAGAAACGGUUAAUAAAAACUUUGAUUUUUUAAAGUCCUGUAGAAUUUGUUCAACAAAAAACUACUUUUAUUAAUCCAAGUGUAAAUAGUGUGGAUUUCAAAUCUCUCAUUGAUUUUCAGAU